AUGUUUAUUUAAGCUUCCAUUCCCAGAACUCGUUUCGCCAUCACUCCAACCAAUGUGAGGUAUGUUUGCUUGGAUUCGACUCCCAACAGGUAGAAGUUAGAUAUGACACAAAGAAUAGAUGACAAAUUACCAAUAAGAUAACCAAAUGAUCGUCCUCAGAUUCUCGUCAAUUAGCACAAGGAGAAUCUUACCAGGAUUCCUGGCAAUUCAUUUUCCCUUAGUUCAUCUUCAAAGGAACUCUAAAUAUAAAUCCAAGAACUGACCAAAUAAAGAGACAGCAUGCAAUACACACUUUAAGAGGCUAUUCGAAAAAGCAAUCUUAUGGAAUAAUAAUUAGAUGUACUCGAUUCAAUAUUAUACUAGCAAUUGCAAAGCUAGAAAAUUGAGCAGGCCAUACAAUUCUAAGUCAAUAUGGAUCAAUUUCAAGACCAAAUUAAUAUUUUGACAAAGAAGUUGCAAGACCUCAUCAAUGACAACAACUAUCUGCAGGAACAGUACUAGAGCCAGUAGUUUUACAUUGAGGAAUUAGGAUUCCAAGAAAACGACCAAUUUAAUAUUACUCAUAACUUUGGAUAAAUGUGA
Messenger RNA from Paramecium tetraurelia, 582 nucleotides. RefSeq lists its product as uncharacterized. The transcript has a single exon. The record is from RefSeq and is a predicted model, not a curated record. Lineage: Eukaryota; Ciliophora; Oligohymenophorea; Peniculida; Parameciidae.